Molecule: messenger RNA, 3048 nt
Organism: Ricinus communis (castor bean)
Lineage: Eukaryota; Viridiplantae; Streptophyta; Magnoliopsida; Malpighiales; Euphorbiaceae
Product: mediator of RNA polymerase II transcription subunit 25
Exons: 15
Coding region: 188-2698 (836 amino acids)
Biological process (GO): positive regulation of transcription by RNA polymerase II
Cellular component (GO): mediator complex; transcription regulator complex
Source: RefSeq, a predicted model, not a curated record
GAGCCCUGUAAAUCAUAUUGAUGUCAUGGUGGGAAAGAAAAAAUAAAUUGGAAAAAAGAAAAAUAAUUAAAUUUGAUUGAGCCAAUACAAGCCAAUUUGAGACGAGUAUAUCAACGCCAGAGCAAAAGGAAAAAAAAAGAAAAAAAGGGAGAGGUUUUGAUCUUUAGCUUUGUUAAAAUCGCCGCAGAUGGCGGAGAAGCAGCUGAUCGUGGCCGUUGAAGGCUCCGCGGCAAUGGGUCCUUUUUGGCAAACUGUACUUUCUGAUUACCUUGAAAAGAUCAUCAGGUCUUUUUGCAGUGGUGACUUGACAGGGCAGAAGCCCCUGACUUCUAAUGUUGAGCUCUCGCUGGUCACAUUUUAUGCACAUGGAUCAUACUCUGCUUGCCUUGUGCAAAGAAGUGGCUGGACGAGAGAUGUUGACAUCUUUUUACAAUGGUUGGCAGCCAUUCCCUUUGCUGGGGGUGGCUUCAGUGAUGCUGCUAUUGCAGAAGGGCUUUCUGAAGCUUUAAUGAUGAUGUUUCCUUUUGUUCCAAAUGGAAGCCAAGCUCAACAGAAUAUAGAUGGGCAAAGGCAUUGUAUUCUUAUUGCUGCAAGUAACCCUCACCCCUUACCCACACCUGUCUAUCGACAGCAAAUACAAAACUUGGAGCAGAACGAAAAUAUUGAUCCACAAACAGAAAGUCGUCUAUCUGAUGCAGAGACGAUUGCUAAAUCAUUUCCUCAGUGCUCUGUUUCCCUAUCUGUUAUUUGUCCAAAACAGCUCCCGAAACUUAGAGCAAUCUAUAACGCGGGAAAGCGCAACAGCAGAGCAGCUGAUCCAACAGUUGACAAUGUUAAGAAUCCUCAUUUUCUUGUUCUAAUCUCUGAAAACUUCAUGGAGGCUCGUGCUGCUUUAAGUCGUCCUGGAGUUGCAAAUCUGCCUUCUAACCAGAGUCCUGUAAAAAUGGAUGUUGCUUCAGUUACUUCUGUUGCAGGGCCAACUCCACCUUCAAUACCAUCAGUUAAUGGAUCGAUUAUGAGCCGGCCAUCGAUUGGAAAUGUCCCCACCGCAACUGUAAAAGUUGAGCCAACCACCGUAACUUCCAUGGCACCUGGACCUGCUUUUCCACAUAUUCCAUCUACUCGUCCUGCCUCUCAAUCAGUUCCAAGCUUGCAGACUUCUUCACCACCUACAUCUACACAAGAGAUAAUUACAAGUAGUGAAAAUGUAUCAGAAAUUAAGCCUACUGUCAGUGGGAUGCCACAUUCUGUACGCCCUGUACCUCCUGGUGCUGCAAAUGUUAGCAUACUAAAUAAUCUCUCCCAAGCACGCCAGGUGAUGAACUCUGCUGCCCUAACUGGGGGAACUUCUAUUGGUCUUCCAUCAAUAAAUCAAACUCCAGUGGCCAUGCAUAUGUCAAAUAUGAUAUCCAGUGGAAUGGCAUCUUCUGUGCCUGCUGCUCAAACUGUAUUUUCAUCAGGGCAAACCGGUAUUACUUCUAUAACGGGAUCAGGAACUCUUACAGGAACAACACAAAUUGCACCAAACUCUGGGCUUGGUUCCUUCACUUCCACAACUACUAAUGUAUCUGGAAAUUCAAAUCUUGGGAUGUCACAACCAAUGGGUAACCUUCAAGCAGGUGUUAGCAUGGGCCAAUCAGUACCUGGCAUGAGCCAGGGAAACCUUUCAGGAGCACAAAUGGUGCAAAGUGGUAUUGGCAUGAGUCAGAACAUGAUGAGUGGUCUUGGUCCAUCAGUUGUCUCAUCUGGAGCAAGCACUAUGAUUCCAACUCCAGGAAUGGGUCAACCAGCACAAACUGGGAUUCAGUCGCUUGGUGUGAAUAAUAAUUCAGCAGCUAAUAUGCCAUUGUCACAGCAGACGGCAAGUGCUCUGCAAUCAGCGCAAUCCAAAUAUGUGAAAGUCUGGGAGGGAAAUUUGUCCGGGCAGCGUCAAGGACAACCCGUGUUUAUCACCAGAUUGGAAGGUUAUCGGAGUGGUUCAGCUUCUGAGACGCUUGCAGCAAACUGGCCAUCAACAAUGCAAAUAGUUCGGCUUAUAUCUCAGGACCACAUGAAUAACAAACAAUAUGUUGGGAAGGCUGAUUUUCUAGUAUUUCGAGCAAUGAAUCAGCAUGGUUUUCUUGGUCAAUUGCAAGAAAAGAAGCUUUGUGCAGUCAUCCAGUUGCCGUCACAGACAUUACUGCUUUCAGUUUCAGACAAAGCCUGCCGCUUAAUAGGGAUGCUUUUUCCCGGGGAUAUGGUCGUGUUUAAGCCACAAAUAUCCAGUCAGCAGCAACAGCAGCAACAAAUGCAGCAGCAGCAUCACCAGCAGUUGCAACAACAGCAGCAUCCACAGCUACAACAGCAACAACUCCCACAGCUGCAACAGCAGCAGCAGAUUCCUCAGCUGCAACAUCAGCAGCAGCAUGCCCAGUUGCAGCAGCAGCAGCAACUAUCACAACUUCAACAACAGCAACAGCUUCAACAGCAGCAGCAGCAACUGCCACAGAUGCAGCAGCAGCAGCAGCUUCCGCAGUUGCAGCAACAGCAGCAGCUUCCGCAAUUGCAGCAGCAACAGCUUCCACAGCAACAGCAAAUGGUUGGAGCAGGAAUGGGUCAAACAUAUGUUCAAGGUCCAGGGCGGUCACAGUUAGUUCCUCAGGGACAAGUUUCAUCACAAGGGCCGAGUAACAUGCCUGGAGGCGGAUUUAUGAGUUAAAUAAGAUCUUCAUUGCAAUGCAGGCGUGAAUAUGUCAAGUGUCACAGAAGAAAUAUAUUAGCAUCAGAGGAUGCAUUACCAUCUCUUGAAACAGAGCUCUGUUCGGCAAUGUGGAUAUUGAUAGCCCUAAGGGAUUAAGCUAGAUCCGACCCAAUUGCACAUCCUUUCGCUGGCUCCAAGUGGGUUGGAACACCGCACAUUCCCAACCAGGAAUCUUUAGAAAAAUGAAAGUUAACCCCAGUGGUCAUGAGAACUAGAUUUUAUUCCCUGAAGCAAUUAUUAUUAAUUGCAACUCUGUAAUAAAGACUAUUCCUUUCUACUACACUUGGUAAUUUUUCAGUUUUUCUUUA